Molecule: messenger RNA, 512 nt
Organism: Trichosurus vulpecula (common brushtail)
Lineage: Eukaryota; Metazoa; Chordata; Mammalia; Diprotodontia; Phalangeridae
Product: centrosomal protein of 19 kDa-like
Exons: 1
Coding region: 7-498 (163 amino acids)
Biological process (GO): microtubule anchoring at centrosome; trans-Golgi to periciliary membrane compartment transport
Cellular component (GO): spindle pole; centriole; centrosome
Source: RefSeq, a predicted model, not a curated record
AUUAAAAUGGUGUACACUGCCAAAAAAUGUGGAAUUAGAUUCCAGCCUCCAGUCAUUAUCAUGAUCUAUCAAGGGGAAGCCAAGGGCAAAAAUUGCCAGCAUAUCAUGCCAGUCCAAAACUUUUCCAAGUUUUCAGACUGCAGCAGGGCUGCUGAACAGCUAAAGUAUAACCCAAGACACAAGGUCUACCUCGAGGGGGUGUCUCUGCAGCAGUUGGAGAAGUUAUUCACUUUUUUAAAAGGUUUUCUAAGGGGGCAAACCUUGGACCAAACUAUGGAACAAAUUCAGCGGGAAACAACCAUCAAUCCUGAGGAAGACCCAAACAAACUAGAUGAUAAGGAACUUGCAAAAAGGAAGAGCACCAUGGACGAACUCUUUAAGAAGAAUCAGAAAAAGAAGGAUGACCCAGAUUUUGUCUAUGACAUUGAAAUUGAGUUCCCCCAGGAUGAGCAGCUACAGGCUUGUAGUUGGGAUGCAGAGUCAGAUGAUGAGUUCUAAUACUAAACAAAGUC